Elaeis guineensis (African oil palm) is the source of this 3940-nucleotide messenger RNA. Its product is annotated as vacuolar protein sorting-associated protein 54, chloroplastic. Lineage: Eukaryota; Viridiplantae; Streptophyta; Magnoliopsida; Arecales; Arecaceae. Gene Ontology annotation, biological process: retrograde transport, endosome to Golgi; Golgi to vacuole transport. Gene Ontology annotation, molecular function: syntaxin binding. The record is from RefSeq and is a predicted model, not a curated record. Gene Ontology annotation, cellular component: GARP complex.
UGGAUCCCUACACCCCCUCUCCACCCCUCCACGUGCCCAGAGAAACAAUCAGUUCUCCUACCUCCCUCUCUUCUUUCUCGAUCCGCAACUCCUCCCUCCAUCGCAUUGCUGUAUAUAUAUUAUUAGAUCAGCAUCGGAUCUGCGACCCCUUCCUCCCCAAAUCUCUAAAUCUUGCCUCUCUGGCCCCCGAAUUAGGGUUCAUCCGAAGCUUCUUCUGCUCCGAGACUCCGCCGCCAUGGAAGCGCCGCCUUUCCAGCCGGGAAGGCCCCCCCUCCGCACCGCCCCCGACGGCCUACCCCGCUCCCGCGAGCCGAUCAACCUCGGCCGCUCCAGCUCCGCCUCCAGCCGAUCCGACUUCGACUCCCCCUCCGCCUCCACCGCCGCCGUCAGCCAGAGCCUUUCCUCCAUCCUCAACAAUCCCCACGCCGGCCGCUCCGACGCCACCUGGUCCCUCUGGUGGCCCUCCACCUCCGCCGUUGCCCUCGAUUCUCCUCCGCCGCUCGUCCCCUCGAUUCCCCUACCCGAGGUCAGCCGCGCCGACUUCCAGCCCUACCUCUCCGCGAUCUUCGAGUCCUACUCCCGCUUCGAGGAUGUCCGAAAUCACAGCUCCAAGGAGACCGCCGCAGCCGCCGGGGAUGGAGAAGUCCGGGGCCAGGGGGAGGCACUGGUGGCGUGCCUCCGGGAGGUGCCGUCCCUGUUCUUCAAGGUAGAUUUUGCUUUGGAGGAGGGGACGACAUUCCAGGCCGCGUGCCCCUUCUCGCCGUCGGCCCAGGAGAAUACUGCGCUCCAGGAGAGGCUGACACAGUACCUGGAUGUGGUAGAGAUGCACCUGGUGAGGGAGAUUUCGCUGCGGUCGGACUCGUUCUUUGAGGCUCAGGGGCAGCUGCAGGGCCUGAACGGCGAGAUUGUGGAGGCCUGUGCGAGAAUUCGGGAGCUGCGGGAGACGAUCAGGAUCUUGACUGGUGAUGUUGUGGGAACCGCGAGGGAGGUUCAGGAGCUUAAUGCUACGCGGGGGAACCUCGUUGCUUUGCAGCAGAAGCUCAGCGUUAUAUUGUAUGUCAGCCAGGCGCUCUCAGCAUUGAAACUGCUUGUUGCAGCAGCAGAUUGUGCUGGUGCUCUAGAUGUCACAGAUGACUUGCAGCAUUUGCUGGAAACUGAUGAGCUGGCUGGUCUUCAUUGUUUUCGUCAUCUCCGUGACCAAUUGGCAACAUCCUUAGAUUCAGUAAACAGCAUUCUUUCAGCAGAAUUCCUGCGUGCAGCCAUAAAUGAUGCCAAAACUAAUGAUAAGGUGAUUUUGUCAAAGUUGAAGACAAAGGCUGGUAGUCUCAUCAAUGGGAUGGAGGAUGAAGUUAGGUUAGAUGAUGAUGAAAGGUCCAUUCUCCGAGAUCGUCUUCUCCCUCUCAUCAUUUGUCUGCUCAGAACAGGAAAACUCCCAGCUGUAUUGAGGAUUUACCGAGAUGCACUUAUUACUGAUAUGAAAGCUGCAAUCAAAACUACAGUUGCAGAGUUGCUGCCAGUUUUGGUAGCUCAGCCACUAGACUCUGAUUUAGUGGCUGGGGAACGAGCUGUGGAUUCAGAUGGUGGGGGCUUGUCAUUGGCAAGCAAAUUGAGGAACCUGUCAUCUGAAAGCUUUGUCCAACUUCUGGCUGCUAUAUUCAAGGUUAUUGAGGCACAUUUAAUGCAAGCUGCGGAAGUUAAGAAGGUCAUCGAAUGGAUUAUGGGAAACCUUGAUGGUUGUUAUGCCACUGAUUCUGUUGCUGUGGCAGUUGCACAUGGUGCGGCAGCUGCUGCAGCUGCAGAAGCUGCCCAGGAGACUGAUACUACUGUUGUUCCUCAUAUCUCACAUUCGCUUCCCAGGAAUGCUCCCAAAAUUCCAUUAUUCCAAGGAAAGACAAAUGAUGGUUCCAGUCCAAAUACGCCCAAAAAUUUCCGUGCUGAUGUAUUGCGGGAAAACACAGAAGCUGUGUUUGCUGCUUGCGAUGCUGCUCAUGGAAGAUGGGCUAAGCUCCUUGGUGUCCGUGCUCUUCUUCAUCCUAGGUUGAGACUUCAAGAAUUUCUUAGCAUUUAUAACAUAACUCAGGAUUUUAUAGCAGCUACUGAGAAGAUUGGUGGCAGGUUAGGUUAUAGCAUUCGUGGAACUCUACAGUCACAGUCAAAGGCAUUCGUUGACUUCCAACAUGAAUCUCGAAUGGCAAAAAUUAAGGCUGUUCUUGAUCAAGAGACUUGGGUUACAGUGGAUGUUCCUGAUGAAUUUCAGGCCAUUGUUGUUUCACUUUCUUCUAUGGGUAAUGGUGAGCUAGGCCCGGAUAUUCUUUCCUCAGAGAUGGUUGAAUCUGGGGUUUCUUCUGGUGAACAAUAUUUUAGGAUGAAUGAAUCAGGCGAGCAUGGUGCAAAUCCUAGCAAUCGAACCUUGCCACUAUCAUCAAAUCAAGAAAUCAGAGCUGAACCAACACCUUCUGUCCGGAAUGAUGAUAGUACUGUGAAAGAACAUGGAAGAUCUACUUCUCAAACACUUAUAUAUGGAGGCAUUGGUUAUCACAUGGUAAACUGUGGUUUAAUAUUGUUGAAAAUGUUAUCGGAGUAUGUUGACAUAAGCAAAUGUUUGCCCGCUUUGUCAUCUGAAGUGGUCCAUCGUGUUGUGGAAAUAUUGAAGCUGUUUAACACCAGGACUUGUCAGCUUGUUCUCGGUGCUGGUGCCAUGCAGGUGUCAGGUUUGAAGUCCAUAACCUCUAAACAUUUAGCCCUGGCAAGUCAGAUCAUCAGUUUUAUUUAUGCUAUCACACCGGAUAUUCGACGAGUUCUUUUUUCUAAAAUACCCGAGGCUCGUAAGGCAUUACUGAUGUCCGAAAUUGACAGAGUAGCUCAGGAUUACAAGAUUCAUCGAGAUGAGAUUCACACAAAGCUGGUUCAGAUAAUGAGGGAAAGAUUGCUGGCAAAUCUCCGCAAGCUGCCUCAAAUUGUUGAGAGUUGGAAUGCACCAGAGGAUAAUGAUUUACAGCCAAGUCAGUUUGCUCGAUCAGUCACCAAGGAAGUUAUGUAUCUCCAUCGUAUUCUGUCUCAGACUCUGCUGGAGGCUGAUGUUCAAGCAAUUUUCAGGCAAGUGGUCGAGAUCUUCCAUUCACAUAUUUCUGAAGCAUUUUCAAAGUUGGAUGUCAGCACUCCACAAGCCAAGAACAGACUAUGCCGAGAUGUUCAGCAUAUUCUUGGAUGUAUUCGCAAGUUGCCUUCUGAUAACUCAAGUAAAAAUGGUGUGCCGAAUUUUGGUCUUCUUGAUGAAUUCUUGGCAGAGAAGUUUGAAACAAAAGUAGGUCAAUGAAUGACCAUGAAAGUAGAAUCUAACUUUUAUCAGCCAGAAGAUUGUGACAUGAGAACUUCAUUAUGGACAAGGAAAUGAUUCUUAGACAUGUGCAGCGACAUCGUACAAUUGCAUUCAGGUGUUGUUCUUUCCUUUGUCUAUGGAUGCCUGAUCCAUUUGAUGUGAAAUCACUAAGAUGUCAGGUUACCUUGAGAAAAGGUUGCUUAUGGCAAAAUUCACUGUUUUGUUCUUACAUUUUAUCAGUCAAACUUUUAUGCUUAAUUGAAUCCCUUUGGUACAGUCAAGCCAUAGUUCCUCGGAUUUUUAAAGUUGAUUUCUUUGGCUACCUGUGCCAGGCAUUGUUGUAAUGCUGAAGAAUAAUUUUAUCGAUGAGUGUAUUUUUUGUUCUUUGGAGCUGGAACUGCUCCUUUUUCUGCUUCUAUUCUGUAAGUUCCUGAAUGUUAGACAUCCCCUGAUUGGUAGUUCAUGAAUUGGUUUUUGUAAAGGCUAAAAUUUCUCAUAUAUGUAAAGGUGGGCAACUGAAAGCUACAAAACAAUGUAAUUAUAAGCCAAGUUUGUGCACAGGCUAUUAUGAAACACUUUUUAUGGCCAUUGUGAAUGAUACCUGACAUUAUCUUGUACUUU